AGUGGCGCCACAUUUAGCGAAUUUAGGUUAUGUUUGUCAUGCUCAUCAACAUCCAGUUGAAAUCCUCGUAGAAAAGAAUUAUCUUGAAGGUGAAAAAUUAACAAUUGGGAAUUGUUGUGGAGUGAUAAUCGAAGUGAUCAGUUCAAAAUGGGAGGACUGCAAAAAGGAGGUCGGGAGUUGGCGCUGACAAUGCUGAGGUCAUUGCCCAGAGUUUGUUUGGGAAAUUUGAGAGCUAAUCCUGGCACUGUAAAGAAGAACAAAAGGGGAAGGGCUGCUCAUGGGGGUGAUAAGCAUGGUCAUGGUAACAAGGGCUCGGGACAGAGGCAGAAUUACAUGAGGACUGGUUAUGAAACUGGAAAUGUUCCAUUCUACCUCAGAUUUCAGUUCGAGCCCUAUUACAAAGGACAUCAUGUCCGGAGACAAUAUCCCCCACUGAGUCUCCUGCAACUCCAAAUGAUGAUUGAUACCAACAGAAUCGAUGCCUCGAAACCGAUAGACCUUGUCAGUCUAUUCAACACUGGUCUUUAUCACCACGAUUUUAUGGACACACAUGCAGGGGUCCAUCUUACUGAUGAAGGAAUCAACAAUUUCAAAGCGAAAGUGAAUAUUGAGGUUCAGUGGGCGACCGAACCAGUGAUCGCUGCUAUUGAGAAGAACGGAGGGAUCAUAACAACAGCAUUUUAUGAUCGGGGGAGUUUACACUGUUUGUAUGACGCCAUGAAAUUCUUCAAGAAAGGUGAACCAAUUCCUCGACGAAUGCUACCACCCAGUGACUGCCUGGAGUAUUACUCGAACGCUGCGACUCGCGGAUACCUGGCAGACCCAGACAAAGUAGCAUACGAACGUCUGGUCCUCGCUCAGAAGUACGGAUACACUCUCCCGAAGUAUGAAGAGGAUCCGGACUAUGAGAUGCUGUCAGAGAGAAAGGACCCUAGACAGAUAUUCUAUGGAUUAGAGCCCGGCUGGUUGGUGAGUUUGAAGGACAGGGCGAUUUUAAAACCAAAGGCCGAUUAUCUCAAAGAGUAUUACGCCAAUUAACAUUCACCAUGAUUAUUAUUACAUAUGUACAGUUGAUGAAAAUAUAUAAAAAAUUACAAAAGAACUGAGAAA
Messenger RNA from Diachasmimorpha longicaudata, 1110 nucleotides. It is a transcript of the gene mRpL15, whose product is annotated as large ribosomal subunit protein uL15m. Gene Ontology annotation, molecular function: structural constituent of ribosome. Gene Ontology annotation, cellular component: mitochondrial large ribosomal subunit. The transcript is spliced from 5 exons. Gene Ontology annotation, biological process: translation. The coding region runs from base 148 to 1038 and encodes 296 amino acids. The record is from RefSeq and is a predicted model, not a curated record. NCBI's taxonomy places the organism in Eukaryota, Metazoa, Arthropoda, Insecta, Hymenoptera, Braconidae.